AAAAAAAAAAGCACAUAUUUUGGAAUGGCAGACACCUGGGUUCAAAUUCCAGCUUCUCUACUGAAUACUUAACCUCUAAGCUUCAGUCUCCUCAUCAGUCUAAGACGGAUAACAACACCUCAUGAAUUUGUAGGGAUCAAAUAAGAUAAUACAAAAUUGGAAAGGCAGUUGGGUAUCUUUAAGCCAGUUACUUAACCUUCCUGGGCCUCAGCUGCUUCAACUGUAAAAUGGGGACAAUUAUAGAAUCUACCUUCAUAGGGUAGUUUUGUGAUAAAUAAAUGAAUUAUGGCUCGGAAAGUGCUUAGCACAGCACCUGUCACAUCAGCUAGUACUCAGUAAACAGGAGUUGUUAUAAGUAAUGCAUGCAAAGCUCUCAGCAUGGUAAAAAUAAAUGUCCAAUAAAUAGUGGCUAUUAUUAUUACAAAGUACAAGUUCCUCAGAGAAUUUCAACCACGUUUAUCUCUUGCAAAUCAAUAAAAUAUGAAGAUGUUGGGGGAAAUCUUGCCCUUAAGUAAAUGCUGCAAUCAUAGCAGAGAGAACCCAGGAGCCCUGUAGCCUUGGCAGGAUACCCUGGGACCUCCACCUGCCCCGAGUGAGGCUCCCCUUUGCUCCCACAGGACCUGCCCUCAUUCAGCCACCCAGUCUUUCAACAAAUGCUCACCCCGCACCUACAGUGGGCCAGACAGAGGGCCGGGAAUACCCAAGCAGAGAAUGAGAUGGCUCCAGCUCAUCUAUAGGGCAGUGAGGCAGAUACACAUUAAAUAAACACAUACGCAAAUGAUGACUUAAUGCCAGCUGCAAUUUGUGGUGUGAAGAAUGCAAUGAGAAUGUACAAUGGGAGUCCCCAUGUGGUCUACCUCCAGGGGUAUGUGUAAGGGGGAGUCAUCGUAAAGACUCCCAAGGAGCAUUUAAGCUGGGACUUGACAGAUGAAUAGGAGUUGGCUGGGUGGUGCCUGGGAGUGAGGGAGGAAAGGGCUCGGGCAGGCAGGCAUUUUGUUCCAAAGCCCUGUACCCACAAAGUACCUGGCUCACCAGGAGAACAGAGAGAAGGGCAGUGUGGUUGACUUAUUCCUAGACGCUCCACUCAAAAAUACUCAGCUAGGAGGUUGGAAUUUGGAGAGAAACCCAGGUCCACAGGAACUGCAUUCUCAGUGGCAACUGUUGUCUCUUCCCUUUCAGGCGCUGCCUACCUGCUCGCCAAGACGGCCUGGUCUCAGAGCACGACCCACAAGGCCAGGCAAACGCCCAGCGUCCCAGCGGCUGCAGACAUGGCUCACUCUGCCCACCUGUGAACCACGGCCACGACACCACAACGGGGACUCGGCCCCCUGAAUUCUCUCUGAUGCCUCAGUCAUGUCCUGGUCACACCCCUCUUGGUUCUGUGAGGCUACUUAGGAAGAGAAGUUUCCCUCACUGAAGAAAAGGGAGACAGCAUGAAAGAAAACAAUGUCCCCAAAAGAGGCAUUUGUGAUUGACAUAAAUGGGGAUGUUCCCUUAGGAGCAUCAACCCUCAAGGCAGAAGCAAACCCCCAGGCCAUUUAUUUCUCCGCCUAUUUACAUGCUAUGGAAAGAAGACGUGUGUAAGUUUCCUGUGGUUUUACACUGGAAACCGAUGCUCCAGGAAAGGAAGCUGUAGGUUCUAGACAUAGCAGGUUUCUUUUGGGAUUCACACAUUGGGCGUCUGGCACUACCCCCUAAAUGGUACUUUUGUUGUCUUUUCUUUCAAGACAGCCAGCUUCUUCCAAGAUCAGAACCGCCUGCUGGCCUCUCUUGGUAAACAGCCCACCAGCUCUCUUGGUAGAUCAGAUGUUUAAUAGUCAGCCUAACUUACUGUUUAUCUAAGUAGCAGUUAUGACUGUGAUGAAAUAAUGCUUUAACUGCAGAGGAAGCAUUACAGAUAGCUCCCACGUGGAAUCUAGAGGCUGGGAAUGGCCAACAGUGCAUCCUGUACCAAGAGGAGAGGACCACUCCACCGUGCCUGGCAGUUCUCCAUGUCAGAGAUGCCAUCGUUAGAAGCUGCUCCAAAGACCUAAGGGAGAUGUGCCCCAGAGAAGCAUAUGGACCCGAUCCUUUCCACUGAGGCUCAAUGGCCCAGCAAAAUAUGAAAGUGAGACCUGUGCUCCUAAAGCGUAACAGUCUAGAGUCAGUGGAGUUCGUGAAACAAGCUCACCACCGCAGGAGCAAAUCCCAGCAGGUGAGAUUCAAGGAAGAUGGGACCACAAAGAACCCGACUGGCCUAGCUGAGGUUGACGUCCACACUCCUGAAGACCCAAUGGUGAUGAGGAAGACUCAAGCAGCCAGGCACCAUCACCCCCCCACCUACUCGCUCUCCUUCCCCAGGUCCCAGAAGGCAGGGGGCUUUCGGAACAUUGCAAUCCAAACCUCCCCCAGUCUCAGGAAGCAUUUCCCAGUUUUCAAAAGGAAGAAACUCACAUCUAGCAAGUCCCUGGUGGAAAUGCCAACAACAUGCCCAAGUGCCAUCCAGGUCAACGGCACCCUCUCUGAGCAGGACAUUGUAUCUUCUAACCUUGCCUACCUGAGGUUGGCUCAGCAUCUUGAGGAUGGGCCUCAAAGGGUCAAGGUGCCCCACCCAUUUCCCCCUGGGGUGUCCAAGGUGCAGAGCAACGGGCCCGUUAGCAUCUGCUUGGAGGCAGGAACCUGGAGGUCUGCAGAGAAAGCAACAGCUGCCAUUCAGGUCCCAGAUGAUAUUUAUCACAGUCCUUCCUGGGAUGCCAGAGAGUCCACUUUCAGUCCACACAGGUCGGCUGAAAUAAGCAACUCUAUACACCCUUUGGCUGACCCGUGUGCAGGUGAUAGGAGAAGGGUGACUCCACCAGAUUCAGCAAGAUCCCCCUCCUGCUCAAAUGCCACCAGCGGUGCCAACCACACGCCAGGCACAGAGAAACUCAAACCUGAAUUGCUUUUGCCCAAAGACAACACCGAUGACAAAGACCUCGGCCCACUGUCAUCGCAGUCAAAGGAAACAUGUGUUCCCUCACCUCCACGGACUCACAGCUCCCCCUCGCCAGGUUCGCACAGCCAGCCAGCCCACCCAGCAAGAGCCCCAGACUGUCCUGCAUCCAGUGGCAAUCACCAGAAUCUGGCGUCACUCAAAACUCAAAGUGCAUCAAAAUCCUCCCCUGCGUGUCCGGAGCAGAUGGCAAAGGAGCCCACUCAGGGGGACCCCCUGGAGUUUCCAAAUUGUCCAGGAAGCAGUCACCUCCCAUCUUCCCUUCCCAGGAGCGAGACCAAACUUCAGAGCAACAGGGAGAUUAGUGGCAUUAAUCAGAUUCACCUGGCACGGGGGGAGCUCUGCGACCUCCAAGGCCGGCUGCAAUCCGUGGAGGAAUCUCUGCACUCGAACCAAGAGAAAAUUAAAGUCCUUUUGAAUGUAAUUCAAGACCUGGAGAAAGCUCGAGCUCUCACAGAAGGGCGCCACUUUUACCGAACUGGCCAAGAUCUCAACAACUGCAGUACCUGCCAGAACACGGCGUGCAUCAUCUACAGUGUAGAGUAUGAUUUUCGGCAGCAGGAAGGCCGCUUCCAUGAAGUUCUGCAGAGUCUGGAGGAAGCCGAGCCAGCUGAAGAGGCAUCUCCCCCACCAAAGUCCCCAGCAGAACCCCCAGUCCCAGAAAAGCAGGACUUAAGGCGGAAAACCAAGAAAGUGAAGAAGAAAUGUUUUUGGUGGAUCUGAGUUCACUGGGACCAUCCCCUCCACCCUCCCCUUGUACCUCCCUGAGAUGGGGAAGCCACUGCCCUCGUGGCCUUUCCUGCUUCUCUGCAAAGGCCCCAGGCUGUGAGCCCCUUGUCCUGUGAAGCGGGAGAGCCUUGGAGCUGGUUUAGCCACCGCCGGACACCUGAUCGCCAUCCUCACCUGAGUGCGUGCCACUGCUUGCUGAGGACUUCAUGGACACUAGAGUGACCACUUGCCAAGUUCUCUGUCCCACAAGGCCAGGCCUCAGCCUGGUUUGCAAGUCCAGAUUCCCACCAUGAGCAAACCCCCACGACACCUUCCAACACCUCCAUGGUCUAACCACUUCCUUCCCAUCCUAGGUUCAUCAACCCAAAAGAAAAAAAAAAAGUGUUGUGCAGAGCUAGAAGACAGAGAAAGGUUAUAAGCAGAUAUCCCAGAAAAAAAAAUUAGAUUAAUAAACUGGAAGUUUCUAAGAUAUCAGUGUACAUGAGCACAACAGAGUAGGCAGGGCAGAAGAAUGCAAGAGCACCCUGGUAUAUUGGGGUCACUUUCAUUUUUAAUUAGCCCCUUGAUUCCAAAUCAAGGAUCUGUCAUCGCAUGCUGUGCAGGCCUCACUGUGUGUGGCAGAGUAAGGUCACUCCAGGGCAUGAGGAACAUAGUGUGGAUGGUCUGAGCAACUGUAAUUCCAAGAGGGUUUCAGCAGUUGUAGCUAUGCCAGGGCCCACCCGGAACCAUCAUGCCUCUGGCCUGGGGCCUGAGACCACCUGGCGAAUCAGUGGAAUCUGGUUUGAAGGUUUGAACUUUUAAGAUUCCACAGCAAGAU
Molecule: messenger RNA, 4517 nt
Organism: Microcebus murinus (gray mouse lemur)
Lineage: Eukaryota; Metazoa; Chordata; Mammalia; Primates; Cheirogaleidae
Gene: INSYN2B
Product: inhibitory synaptic factor family member 2B
Source: RefSeq, a predicted model, not a curated record